UUAUUCUGGCUAACUAGUUUCAUAUGCUGUAUAGUAUUCGCUUUUUUACUACUCAGUAUGCAAUAUUGGAGAUAUGUUACGGCUCCAACGGUUGUGAGUGUGGAAAUGAACUAUUUCGACUGGAACGUAUCCUACCCAGCUAUCACAUUAUGCCCCCUGUUCAGACCGGAUACAUCAUACAUCAGUUUAGUUGUCAAUGAAACGUUUGAGAAAACCGGUUUAAACUUGGACAGUUAUUUGUGGGCAGUUUCACAGAGCGCAAUGGAUACCUUGGAAUACUUUGAUUUAAAAGUACCAAAGGAACUUCUGCCGCUUAUUAACCCGAGAGAGUACGCGUUAGUAGCAGCGAAAAUGUUUAGAUUAAUGGGAAAUAGUUUGCACGCGAACCGUAGAGCACCCAUCUUGGUAGACGCAGCCAUGACGGAAAUGGGAAUGUGUCAUAUAAUUAACUCGAAUGUGGCAAUAUUUGAUAAGCCAGAGCAUUGGAACGAUUCGCUGCGAUACGAAAGAAGAAACAUUGAUUUGUCCGUAUACGAUAAAGAUUUCUUCGUUGAGUUGAAUAAUUAUGCAAAAGUUUAUAAGGCUUGUAUUAUUUUUUAUUGUUUAUUUGAGCUCACUUGGAACUACAUAUUAUGUUUUUUUCAUUUAGGUCGCGGUACUUUUAUCCAAUCAAUUUCCAUUUUCCAGGUUUUCAUACAUAGUCCAGACGAAGCACCGAUAAGAACGACACCCUCUUUUACUUUUGAUUUCGAGGGCAUUAUGUCCUUCGGUCUAUCUGUAUGGAGUACCAGAAUAUCAGAGGAAUUGAGACAUCAAUCACUACGCAUUAGAAAAUGCAGAUUUACCACCGAGCCUCGCGGGAAUAGAUAUCCGGUGUAUUCGUACAAUCAUUGCAUAUUGGAGUGCCGUAUAAAUAUGAUUAAAAAAUUAUGCGGAUGCGUUCCACAUUUUUAUAAGCCUUUAAGCCACGAACGAGUAUGUUACGUCCAAGAACUUCUAUGCGUGUUGAAAUAUCGACGUGAAAUAGUUACCCUAGCUGCGACGGAGCAGACAAGAAAAGAGUUUCAUUACUCCAAAGAUAUUCCAACUCAUUCCAGAGACUGCGAAUGCAUAAACUCUUGCGAAUUCGACCUAUACUAUAAAGAUCGCGAGGAUUACGAACCCAUACGAGGAGUAAAUAAAUUGAGCAUUAAUAUCACGUCUUUUCCCAAAGUGAGAAUAGUUAGAGACAUAAUUUUCAGCUUUUAUGAUAUUUUACUGCGAAGCGGCGGUGUAAUCAAUUUAUGCAUUGGAAGCUCAAUAUUAUCCAUAGUGGAAUUUAUUGUAGUUAUAAUGAAGACAACUAUUUGUAUAACUAUGGAAGCUUCAAGAAUACUACCUUCCUUCUGUCUUAGGAACUAAACUACAUAGAAAAC
Molecule: messenger RNA, 1415 nt
Organism: Aricia agestis (brown argus)
Lineage: Eukaryota; Metazoa; Arthropoda; Insecta; Lepidoptera; Lycaenidae
Product: pickpocket protein 11-like
Exons: 8
Coding region: 58-1401 (447 amino acids)
Biological process (GO): sodium ion transmembrane transport
Cellular component (GO): membrane
Molecular function (GO): ligand-gated sodium channel activity
Source: RefSeq, a predicted model, not a curated record